CGGAGCGUCUCACUGCGUCCUGCGUGUCGGUACAGAGGAUACACACACACACACGGAGUGUGUCAGAGUGAGUGUGUGUGUGAGUGUGUGUGUUUCUGUGGAUUUGUGUCGCUCAUGGCGGAGUUACGGGACGCGCUGCACCGUGCGGAGGAGAGAGAGCUGUAGGUCUCACCGUCCUGUGUGUGUGUGUGUGUGUGUGUCGCGAUACUCCGGUCCGUCUGGUUCCGCACCGAUACCGAUACCGGAGAGUUGUGUAGCGGCCCGGAGCUCCAGUGUGAGGUGUAGAGAUGGAGGCGGUGAUGGAGAGAGAGUGCAGCGCGCUGGGGGGUCUGUUUCAGGCUGUCAUCACCGACAUGAAGAGCAGUUACCCCGUCUGGGAAGACUUCAUCAGUAAAGCUGGAAAACUGCAGUCUCAGCUGAGGACGACGGUGAUGGCUGUGGCCGCCUUCCUGGACGCCUUUCAGAAAGUGGCCGACCUGGCGACAGGGACUCGAGGCGGCACCAGAGACAUCGGCUCGGCCCUGACCAGGAUGUGUAUGAGGCACAGGAGCAUCGAGGCGAAGCUGAAGCAGUUCUCCACGACGUUUAUCGACUGCCUCAUUAACCCUCUUCAGGAACAGCUGGAGGAGUGGAAAAGAGGGGCAAACACACUGGACAAAGACCACGCCAAAGAGUAUAAGAAAGCUCGUCAGGAGAUCAAGAAGAAAUCAUCAGACACUCUGAAACUACAGAAGAAAGCUAAAAAAGCUGAUGCACUGGGGAGAGGGGACAUCCAGCCUCAGCUGGACAGCGCCGUGCAGGACGUGACGGACAAAUACCUGCUGCUGGAGGAGACGGAGAAGCAGGCGGUGAGGAAGGUGUUGACAGAGGAGCGAGCUCGCUUCUGCGUCUUCGUUUCCAUGCUCCGUCCUGUCGUGGACGAGGAGACCGCCAUGCUGGGGGAGAUCGUCCAUCUUCAGACUAUCGCCGAGGACCUCAGGACUCUGACUGUGGACCCGCACAAACUGCCCCCCGCCAGCGAACAGAUUAUCCACGACCUAAAGGGUUCUGAUUACAGCUGGUCCUAUCAAACCCCUCCCUCGUCCCCGAGCGCCACCAUGUCCAGGAAGUCCAGCAUGUGCAGCAGUUUGAACAGUGUGAACAGCAGCGACUCGCGCUCCAGCGGCUCACUGUCUCAUUCGUCCUCCCCGCUCUAUCGCUACCGCAGCAUCGCCGUGCCGCAACAGGUCCCCGCCCGCCUCGCCAGCGUCUCCUCGCACGAUUCGGGCUUCGCCUCGCACGACGCCUUCCAGUCCAAGUCGCCGUCGCCCAUGCCAUCAGACCCCACCCCUCAGCUUCCUUCCAGCUCUGCUUCCUCGGACUCCUCUGACUCGGCUCGGUCGCUCGGCGAGAUCAGCUCUCCCUCUGAAAAGCUGUCAAACGGCUUCGACCACCACAGCCCCGCAGAGGCCUCGUACCCGUCCGCAGUGGCCUUCUCCUUCCCACCAAAUCCCUCCCCCUCCCUCCCCUCCUACUGUCCUUCCUCCUCCUCCUCCUCCUCCUACUCUUCCUCCACUCCGAGGUCGUGGUCGAGGCCGGGCUCGGCGCUGAUGCUCGAUUACCCCCAUUACUCCACGCUGAACCCCGGCAUGCUCCCCCCAUCCUCCAAGAUCCCCAGCUGGAAGGACUGGGCCAAACCGGGCCCGUACGAUCAGCCCAUGGUGAACACGCUGAGGAAGAAGAAGGAGCCGAAGGAGGCUGUGGACGUGAACGGCUCGUACCAGCCCACGUUCAACUCCACACAGCCCGAGGACAAUCAGAAACCCAGGAGCGUCGCUAAUACACCGAAGGAGGUGGAGGCUCAGCAGGACUUGGCUCUGGCUCUCUCUCGUGGUCUGCAGUUGGACGCUCAGCGCUCGAGCAGGGACUCGCUCCAGUGUUCCAGUGGGUACAGUACUCAGAGUACCACACCCUGCUGCUCUGAGGACACCAUCCCCUCUCAGGUGUCCGAUUAUGAUUAUUUCUCCGAGCAGCAGGACUUCGAUAAAUCCUCCACCGUCCCGCGGAACAGCGACCUCGGCCAGAGUUACCGCAAACUCUUCCAGGCCAAACGUCCCGCCUCCACCGCCGGCAUCCCGUCCGUCCCCGCCGUUCCGGGCGUGGCCACCAUCCGCCGCACCCCCUCCACCAAACCCUCGGUGCGAAGGGGCAUCGGCCCCGUCCCGAUCCAGACCCCGGUCAUCCCCGUCAUGAUCCCCACCGUGCCGGACUUCGUGGGGGUGGAGCCUAACGAGGAGGCAGAGCCGAGCGCCGAAGCGGAGCAGGAACCCCUCCUGCCGGUGGAGUCGUGGAGCGGCCAGGCGUCCACUAACCCACCCCUGUACUCCGCCUACGAAGGGCAAGAGGACGCCAUGGAGGAGGGAGACACCAUGCUGCAGUCCAUCCGCAGAGGGGUCCGGCUGAAGAAGACCACCACCAACGACCGUUCUGCGCCACGCAUCCAAUAAUAUUACUCCAGCAUUUAAAUUCCCUAGGAACAGUUACUAUGGUAACGGACAGGGCUGUCGUUAGUUUGUUUUGUUCUCAGAUCAUUCUUUUCUUGUGUGUUUUCUGGACUAUAAGGCAACAGAACUCUUUGCUUGUUGUAAUUGCAGUCAUUGGAUGCAGCGCCCUCUACAGGUGCAGUGCAGUUUUCAUGUUUGUUCUGUUGGUGUUUUGCCGUAGCACUCGUCCCUCUGUUAUAGUUAUACAGCCAUGUCUAUUAGCAAACCGGAGACAUUUGUUUUAUUAUUAUACACACACACACACACACACACAGUGUCACAGUAACUGCAUAAAUGUAUUAGCUUAUCAGUAAAGAAAAAUUCUAAUUGACAAAUGAAAAUGUUUACUUAGACUGGAUUAGCAUAAAGCUAGCUACGUGACUGUACAAUGUUGUGAGUGAUGUCACCGGAUGUGCUCAGUGAGAAUCGGUAAUCAAACAGCGAGAGAAAAGGUUUUGUUUGUAGCGUUUAGUUUCUUUCUGGUGUAAUUUUUCCCAUUUUCAUUAAAAAAUAAUAAUAAUAAGUAAAUAAAUCGCACGGCAGAUUUGACAAAACCAUAUAUACAAACAUAUCAAAUGUAUAAAAUGUAUUAUGUGUCGUGAACCGUUAUAACAUUUAGCUAGCACGCUAACGAUAAGCUAGUUACUGUGUUAAGCUGUGAAGUUUAAUGUAACCAUGCAGCGGCUUCAGACGGCCCACGAACACGACCGCUGAGCAAAAGAAACGUCAACGACUUACAAAACAGGUGAUUUACAAAAUAUUUGACUUUAGACGCUCAAGCCGAUCGUCCGCCUGGCUCGGGACGCGGCGUCUGAUUGGAGCACAGCGACUGCGCAUGGUGCUUUCUCACUCGAGUAAUUACAGAAUACUUAAUAAGCAUAUAAAAUUAACGCUGCUAGCCUAGCUGCACUAGCAUGCUAAAAGCUAACCUGUGUUCCCGAGGACCAUAAUAAUGAGAGUAGCAGGACUACACAUACACACACACACACUGUAGUGAGGACACUAACAACGAAAUGUGUCUUAUCGUCCAGACAACGCGCUCUGUUCCUUCUGUGUUGUUGUGUUUCUGCGCGUCGCACAACAGGACAUGAACUGAGGUCCGCUUUAAUCCCUUACAACAGCACUCUGACGAUGGAGUAAGUAUUUGUCACGAUAAAAUGGAAAUAUUUGGUGAAGUGUUAUAAACGCUGUUUUAUUUUUAUUUGUUUUUCUUAUAAUAAAAAAAACCUUCGUAAAAAUACUAAUUAUUAACAUAUUCAUAUUCGUUAACCGUGUAACAAUUUACAGCAUUAACAGUAUAUGUUUUGGUUUUUGUCUAUUUUUAUAAUGCUAUAAAUAAUCAGUCUCUAACAUUAGCAGAAAAAUAAGUAUAAACGUUUGUAUAAAAAAUGAAGUGUAAAUAACGACGGGGCCGAACAACGACUUUUAAUUUAUUCACGCGCUCGGUAAAGUAAAUCCGUCCUUUUCUUUGUGAAAUAUUGUACAUUAUGUUUAUAACGAGGUAAUUUGUGUAGAAAAGCACACGCAUACACACACACACACACACACACACACACGCGUCCAUGUUCAUUUCACAUGUUCAUAUUUUAUUUUUUGUGUAAAAAUCAAACACUAUAAACUGGUGUGAAAAAUCUAGAUUUUUCUUCUUCACUUACAGACUUCAUCAGAUUUCCUUUAAUUAUAAAAAUUUUGGUGCUUUUUUUAAUUAUUAUUAUUAUUAUUAUUUCUGUGACACUGAAACUAGAAAGCGUUCUGCUUGUUUGUUUCAUUUAUACUGUAUACACUCAUGUUAGCGUGCUAACUGUCUCGCGUGCUACGUAGCUGUAUUGCUAGCCAGCUAGCAGGAUAAAGUACCGAGGUUUUCUCAGAUGGUGACAUAAAGGCUAAUUUGAAAGCAGAAAUUAAGAUGAUGUUAUAUUUUGACAUAUUAAAUAUUUUAUUCCUUAAACAUUUA
This is a messenger RNA of Clarias gariepinus (North African catfish), 4476 nucleotides long. Its product is annotated as protein MTSS 1-like. Lineage: Eukaryota; Metazoa; Chordata; Actinopteri; Siluriformes; Clariidae. The record is from RefSeq and is a predicted model, not a curated record. Gene Ontology annotation, cellular component: cytoplasmic side of plasma membrane; actin cytoskeleton. Bases 288 to 2486 code for a protein of 732 amino acids. The transcript has 16 exons. Gene Ontology annotation, molecular function: phospholipid binding; actin binding. Gene Ontology annotation, biological process: positive regulation of actin filament bundle assembly; plasma membrane organization; adherens junction maintenance.